AUGGGAAAAGAAGAAGUUUCCAAACAACGGGUUGUUCAAAAAAAGACGCCUCUUUUUGAAAUCAUUGUGGUUGUUGUGUUGUCUUCGCUGUCUCUUUUCGCUUACCAUCUCGGCACUCUCAACACACAAUGCGCCUAUCCUCAUGAGGUAAUAUUGAGGCUCAUCUCCGUUUCCCCAUUAACAUAUUCGAAGGUUUCAAACAAGACCCAACUAUAUGUCAAACACGAAUUGGAAGAUGGAAGCGUCGAAUACAGUAUCACGAUGGUAACUGAUUUGGACCACGACAGCAAAGAAGCCAAUGGAAAGAGCUGGAGAAGCUUAGUCUCUCGAGGCUGGCUCCAGCUUUCUCCCGACCGCAAGGCUGGAAAUAUCAGAUUUGAUGCGCACGCUGAAUACUACGUGAAUUCGUCAGUUGAACAGUUUUGAUCAGAAAAUCAGCUUUCUCCAGGCAAAUCGCUGCUGGCGGGAGAUCAAUGGAACUUUCUUGUUUAGCUGUUUUUAACGGCAGUCUGUACACAGUAGAUGACCGAACAGGUCUUAUCUACUGGCUCCGAGACCGCAAGGUAUUUUGCAAUUAUUGCAUACUGUAUCGAACUGUUCAGGCAGUCCCUUGGGUCAUCGUCAACGACGGCCCAGGAAACGUCGUCAAGGGUUUGAAAGGCGAGUGGAUGACCAUGAAAGACGACAGACUUAUUGUCGGCGGCAUAGGCAAGGUAAAUAUUUGAGAACAAAGUUCGCGCGUCUUUUUGAUAAGUUCACAAACCACAGACAUAGGCUCGGGUCUUUGAAUAUUGCAUCAGUUCAAAAUUGUGCACAGCGCAUUCAUAACUUUAGGAAUGGACAACGACUGAAGGAGAAUACGUUAACGACUACCCAAUGUGGAUUAAAAAAAUCACUCCAGCUGGUUCUGUCCAGAGUGUUAACUGGAAAGAUGUAUAUAUCCGCGUGCGAAGAGCCGUGGGAAUCGAGUACCCAGGAUACAUGAUUCACGAAGCUGUCCAAUGGUCGGAAAUCCACAAGAAGUGGUUUUUCUUGCCUCGCCGACUCUCAACGGAAAAGUACUCCGAAGCAGAAGACGAAGAGAGGUACAAUACAAGAUACCCUUUAAACUUCAUUUUUACAAAAAAAUUUCAGAGGUACGAACGUGAUGAUCAUUGGCAAUGAGGAGCUCACCUCGUUCGAUGUUGUCCAUGUAGGAAACGUUGAGCAAAAGCGCCGCGGCUUUUCGGCUUUUCAAUUCGUGCCAGACACCAAAGACAAUCUCAUCCUUGCCAUCAAGUCCGAAGAGAAGGUUAUCUCAAAUUAGAUUUUUUCUAAUCGAUUUCAGCUAAAAUUUUGCAGGACGGCAAACCUGUUGGCAGUUUCGCUACAGUUUUUGAUGUUCACGGAAACAUCAUCAUGUCUGAUUUUGCUCUUCAUGGGGCCUAUAAAUACGAGGGACUUGCAUUUGCCUGA
Molecule: messenger RNA, 1455 nt
Organism: Caenorhabditis auriculariae
Lineage: Eukaryota; Metazoa; Nematoda; Chromadorea; Rhabditida; Rhabditidae
Source: the annotation of a GenBank genome assembly